Messenger RNA from Drosophila guanche, 892 nucleotides. RefSeq lists its product as uncharacterized. Lineage: Eukaryota; Metazoa; Arthropoda; Insecta; Diptera; Drosophilidae. The transcript has 3 exons. Bases 114 to 752 code for a protein of 212 amino acids. The record is from RefSeq and is a predicted model, not a curated record.
AUCAAGUUUUUAAUGUGACUUCCAUCACUACAAUAUAAAUAUGCCCGCUAUAUUUGUUUGAAUUCAUUAUAUUGUAUUGUAUUUGCAUUUGUUCAGCAUAAAAUUAUUGCAAAAUGGAACCGACUUGUUUGGCCAAAGAAAAUUCAGUGCCAUCUAUGUCCAUAAAAAAGAAUUUGUUGUCUAUUAACAAUAGUACCAUAAAAAAAAAUGCCAGAAAAGUAGUACUAGGAAAUUUGGAUAAUGUUCUACAUCAAAACCAAACUCCAUUUAAAUUCGACUCCCAGAAUAUAUCAUGCCCUAAGAGCGUUGCAAAAUUACCACUUCAGAAUCUCCAUAGACAUCUUAAUGAACGCGGAGAAGACAAUCUGAAAAUUAUACCUAGUUACUUGGGACUCUACUCUUUGGCUAAUGAAGUGUGCUCCCAGAAUGCCUAUGAAAAUAUAUUUGAUUAUAUGGACUUUUCAAAUACGAAGUGUUUGAAUAACUGCUGGAGAUCGAUUCCAGAAAUAUGGUUGGAUAAUCUAUCUGGUAAAGAUACCUUUACUGAACAAUUUUUAAACAAUCUAGACGGCUUGGUAGAACAUUUUGAAAAUGAUUACUUUAUCUCAGUUUGCAAUGUUUUGUGUGAAAACGAUGAGAGAGACGCCUGCUCCCAAGAAGAUACUGAUAACACUGGCACUGAACACUGCGAGUAUAAAUUGGAUUUACAAAUGCCAAUGCCAAAUUUAGAUGAUAUGGAUAUACUAUUUUAGAAAUGAUAAAAUAAUGCACUCUGACGUUUUGUCGACGUUUUAUCAGCUCCUUAUUAAAUUACUUUAAUUAUGUUUUAAAUUAAUAUUUUGUUGUUUUUGCUGUUCGCAGUGCACAAGUUGAAAUCGCCAACAGUAUUUCA